AUGUCGUGGCUGUUGAAAAAGAUCGUGCACAAUGAGGCGAUGAGAGAAGAUCCAAAGGAGAUCUAUGGAUGGAGGGUCUUUAUGCUUGCUUGUUCUGCCUGUUUUGGCGGAAUGUUGUUUGGCAUGGACUCAGGUAUUAUUGGUGGAGUUCUAACCAUGCCAGGAUUUAAGAAGACCUACGGCCUGGAGGACAUCUCCAAAGUUGCAGCAGCAAAUCUAUCGGCCAAUAUCGUCUCCACCCUUCAAGCAGGAUGCUUCUUUGGAGCUCUUGUCGCCUCCCCGAUAGCCGAGAAAUGGGGUAGGCGAAUGGCCCUAAUCGGCGCAGCAGUGGUAGCUAUACUAGGAAUUGUCAUGCAAACGGCAGCCAGCGGCCACAUCGAAGCUAUGUAUAUUGGACGACUGAUCUGUGGUUUCGGAGUCGGCGCCGCAUCCAUGAUCAACCCCCUCUACGUCGCCGAGAACGCGCCGCGCGCAAUUCGCGGCGGUCUAACGGGCCUAUACCAACUCUUUAUCACAAUGGGCAUCAUGCUCGCAUUCUGGAUCAACUACGGCUCACUGCUCAAUAUCAAGGGUCCUGCGAUGUACAUCGUGCCACUGGCAAUGCAAGAUCGAUGGGAAGAAGCCCGCGCGACACUCUCCACAGUCCGCAAUCUACCUUCUGACCACCCAUACGUGGAAGAAGAAUUCGCAGCCAUUGCCACGCAGCUGGAACAGGAGCGCGCACUUGUCGCUGGGUCUGGAUUCUGGGACUUGAUGAAAGAGAUGUGGCUCAUUCCGGGUAAUCGCAAGCGCGCAAUUAUCUCUAUCGUCUUGAUGAUUUGCCAGCAGAUGACUGGAACUAAUGCGAUCAACUACUAUGCGCCCCAAAUCUUCCAAAACCUCGGCGUAACCGGCAACGCAACCAACCUCUUUGCAACUGGCGUCUACGGAAUCGUAAAGAUGGUCAGCUGUGGCGUGUUCCUGAUCUUCGUAGCGGACUCCCUAGGCCGGCGCCGCUCCCUCCUAUGGACCUCGAUUGCGCAGGGCUUGGCAAUGAUGUACAUCGGACUGUACGUGCGCAUUGCGCCGCCAGUUGAGGGCGCACCCGUCAUCCCCGCCGGAUACGUUGCGCUGGUGUGCAUUUUCCUGUUCGCCGCAUUCUUCCAAUUCGGAUGGGGGCCCGUCUGCUGGAUUUACGUCUCGGAGAUUCCGACUGCCAGGCUCCGCUCACUGAAUGUUUCUUUUGGAGCUGCUACGCAGUGGCUGUUUAACUUUGUUGUUGCCAGGGCUGUGCCGAAUAUGUUGGCUACUGUUGGUGCUAAUGGUUAUGGCACGUAUCUUAUCUUCUCAUCCUUCUGUUUCUCGAUGUGUGUCUUCGUGUGGUUCUUUAUCCCAGAGACGAAGGGUUUGUCUCUCGAGAAGAUGGAUGAGCUCUUUGGCGUCACGCAGCUGCUUGAGCAUAAGAAUGCUGACGCAGAGCGAGGUUCUGUUGGCGAUAGAGGGGACAAGGCGUCUCAGGUGCAUGUUGAGAGGGUGAAUGAGUAG
This is a messenger RNA of Penicillium coprophilum, 1524 nucleotides long. RefSeq names its product sugar porter family MFS transporter. NCBI's taxonomy places the organism in Eukaryota, Fungi, Ascomycota, Eurotiomycetes, Eurotiales, Aspergillaceae. The record is from RefSeq and is a predicted model, not a curated record. Gene Ontology annotation, biological process: carbohydrate transport; transmembrane transport. Gene Ontology annotation, cellular component: membrane. The transcript has 9 exons. The coding region runs from base 1 to 1524 and encodes 507 amino acids. Gene Ontology annotation, molecular function: carbohydrate:proton symporter activity.